This is a messenger RNA of Labrus mixtus (cuckoo wrasse), 2391 nucleotides long. RefSeq names its product ras-related protein Rab-37-like. The coding region runs from base 1 to 957 and encodes 318 amino acids. Lineage: Eukaryota; Metazoa; Chordata; Actinopteri; Labriformes; Labridae. Gene Ontology annotation, cellular component: Golgi apparatus; endosome. The transcript has 10 exons. The record is from RefSeq and is a predicted model, not a curated record. Gene Ontology annotation, molecular function: GTP binding; GTPase activity.
AUGAUUUAUGCAGUAUGCCAAAAAUAUCCAGAUGUUGUGAUUCUGGAAAAAUCUACAGACCAGUCUGCCUGGGGUAGUUUCACCCCAGACACAAACACGCACAGAGACAGGCAGAGAGAGAGAGAGAGAGAGAGAGAGAGAGAGUCGUGGUGUGUCAGCUUGUAUUCUCGUCACACUCCUCCGGUGUUAAAGCGCGCAGAGAGGAGAGCAGAGGACGACAGGAUGGAGCGGAUGGAGUCGAUGGAGCCGAUCACGGCGAACUACACCACGUCCUACCCGGAGAUCCAGCCCGACAGCGGCUACCAAUCCAGAGAGACCACCGAGGGCAAGGCGAAGACCCCUCCACCUCCCACAUACGACGAGGAGUUAGUGCACAAGACGAUCCUGGUCGGGGACAGCGGCGUGGGGAAGACGUCUCUGUUGGUGCAGUUCGAUCAGGGAAAGUUCAUCCCCGGAUCCUUCUCUGCUACCGUGGGCAUCGGAUUCACGAAUAAAGUGGUGACUGUAGACGGAGUGAAGGUCAAACUACAGAUUUGGGACACAGCAGGACAGGAGAGAUUCAGGAGCGUGACACAUGCAUAUUACAGAGACGCACACGCUCUGCUCCUCCUGUACGACAUCACCAGCAAAACCUCCUACGACAACAUCAGGGCAUGGCUAACAGAGAUCCAUGAGUAUGCACAAAGCGAUGUAGUCAUCAUGUUGCUCGGCAACAAGGCAGACAUGAGCAGUGAGAGAGCGAUCAGGAGAGAUGAAGGAGAAAGGCUGGCCCGGGAGUAUUCAGUCCCCUUCAUGGAGACGAGCGCAAAGACAGGAGUCAACGUAGAUCUGGCCUUCACGGCUGUGUCCAAGGAGCUGAAGCAUCGAUCCGUCCAGAUUCCCAACGAGCCCAAGUUCCAGAUCCACGAAUACAUCGAAGCACAGAAGGAGAAGUCCAGCUGCUGCAGCUACUUCUAAAGCUCGCCGCUGAGUCCUCGUCCUCCUCCCACCGCACAGACUGUCAGAGACACAACGGGAGCUGCUGAGUGGGAGGAAAUCAGAUUAAAUCACCGCUUGCUCCCAAAAUAUGAAGCUGCCGUUUCAUUCAAGACCGCAGGCCGAAAGUAGAUCAAUGAGCGAGAGGAGAAACCAAGAUAUCGACUCAGACACCCCCAUGCCUCUCUGCCACAAAUGAGCAACUGAAUAUAAUUUCAGUUAGUACUAUAUUAUAUUAAGAGUUUAAUGCGAAAGAUAUCCUCCUCCUAUUUGCUUUCUUUUUCAGAGUUAGAAGAUGCUCUCAUGCAGAUCUUUAAGAUACCUCUGCACUUUUUAUAUCACAGACAAAGCCAUACAUUUAAAUCAAACACUCGGUAUCUUCCUGAAUAAUACAAAAGAUGUGUGCCAUUUCAGAUAUUUUUUGCUUUUUCAAGAUUUAUUUUUGGGCUUCUUUUAUGUUUUUAUGUGAGAGACAGGACAUGGGAUUGAGCCGCAAAUCAGGGCAAUGAAGAGAAGGGUUGAAGGUUGAAUGAGGUACUUGUCAAUAGAAAGAUGCCGGUCAGCUCCGCCCCUUUAAGGAGAGACUGGGCGGAGUGCAAGGACAGAAGUUCCUAGUCCUCCAGGCCAGACCCUCAAUAUCUAGCUUGGUACAACCGAACUCAUACCAACAAAGUCUGCAGGAACCUGGGUGUCAUGAUUGAUGACCAGCUUGAACAUUUAAGGUUCAAGUGGCCUUGAUUAUCCGAUCAUGUCGGUUAGCUCUGUACAACAUCAGACCUUACGUGUCAGAACAUGCUACACAGCUCCUGGUACAGGCUCUUGUGCUAUCACACAUUUACUAUUGCAACUCACUACUGGCAGGUCUUCCUACAUGCACUAUCAAACCCCUGCAGAUGAUACAAAACAUAGCAGCAUUAAGUGGCUUGCUAGCAGGAAAUUAUACUGCGCUGUAAUUUAUCAAUAUAGCGCACAUUUACCCCAAUGUUGUUAUUUAGCUCAGUUUCUUGAAAUUAGUUAAGUUUCAUAGAGCAUACGGUGUCAUCGGCAUAGCUGGAUACUCUAGCUCCCGUGCCUGAACUCUGCCUGUCUCUCCCUAAAGGGUCCACGAUAACCAGCAUCUCCUGAGGUUAAUAGACUUACCAUUGACAAGUACCUCAUACAGCCCCAAAAAUACAAAACUAUCCCUUUAAAGGUCACAUAUUCUCCUACUUUUCAACCAGUUUAAAUACAUCUCAGCUCCCCAAAUCAUGUCUGCGAAGAUUCUUGUUCUAAAUCCACUCUGAUCCUGUAUUUGAUCAUGUCUAUAAACCCCUCUAUUUCAGCCCUGCUCAGAACAGGCUGUUUCUGUGUCUGUACCUUUAAACGUAAAUGAGCUGUGUCUGACCACGCCCCCUCUCUGGAAGGGCUUGGGUGUCU